Molecule: messenger RNA, 6301 nt
Organism: Lytechinus variegatus (green sea urchin)
Lineage: Eukaryota; Metazoa; Echinodermata; Echinoidea; Temnopleuroida; Toxopneustidae
Exons: 2
Coding region: 317-2542 (741 amino acids)
Source: RefSeq, a predicted model, not a curated record
ACCCCAGUUCAGGCUCAAAAUCCUGUUUACUCUUCUCUCCCUUUUUAUCAUUUUCGUCUGCGGUAUGCGAGUGCCUUUUCAUGAUCAUCGAAGCGCAAGAUGCGUUAUUGAAUGACAAAAUCACGGAUCAGAGUCUACCCUCUGCUAUUAUGAAGGUAAAUAAUCGGUUAACAAGGAAAGCUGGAAUUAUCACAAUCUGGACUUUCGCUUGAUAUAUUGAAAUUGACGCAUUUUCACUGGUACAGCAGCAACCAUCCUACCUACCAUUAUUAGUUUGCAGCAGUUGAAAAGAUUAGAUGGUGUCACUGUUGGGAAGAUGGAUAACGACCUUGACAAUACACUCUCUUGCCCGAUCUGCUACGAGCCGUAUGGUAUCCCUAAGGCACUUCCGUGUCUCCACACAUUCUGCCGCAGAUGUCUUGAAAAGAUGGCUGAUGGAUACAUGACCAUAACCUGCCCCAUCUGCAGCACUCUUCAUAGUCUCCCAUCUAAUGGUGUCGACGGAUUCAACACCAACUAUGCCCUAGUUGACGUCAUGACUGAUAUUAAAUCACCGAAAUUCAAGGAGGUCAUGAACAGGAAGAAUAAAGUUGAAGAAGUGCAAGGUAUUGUCAAAAGGGAAGUGAAAAAUCUGAAACACCUUGUUGAUGUUGUCCACACUCCGCUUCUCCAAAGCAUCACUUCAUUGAAAAAAGGCACCGAGCAGCAGAUGAAAGAAAAGGCCAAGUUGGUGAAUGAGCUGUAUGACCGUAUUAUCGCUCAUGCUCAAAAAGAGCGGGAGAAACACAUCAGCGGGAUUGAGAAAAGUAGUGGCGUCGCCAUUAGAUACUUUGACAACGCUCAAAGUAUGAUCCUUAAGGAAAAGGUCAAGAUCGAAUCCUUUUCCACAAAAGCCUCGCGGAAAUCCUACACGGACUUGGAGGUAAUGGAUCUGAAUGAAUUCUUGCGAGAUGCCGCCGAACAUAAUCGAGGUGGUAGGAGAAUAGCAACAGAACACUCCCAUCUCAUGUGGAAUGAUAUUGAUGUAUCAGAAAAUAAAGAUCAUAUGAGGCAGAUUGAUUCCACUCUUGGAGACAUCGUUCGAGUCCAUGGAAUGAAACGUUCUCAUCGUCCCAGGAUCGGAACUAUGGAGAAUGGAAAGCACAACAGACCAUCCUUGAAUCGACUGAGAAGUAAGAGUGAACCGUAUCCGGAUGCAAUAGAAGCAGCUUGUCUGCCCAAGGUGGAUAGCAAGAAGCUAAGUGACCCUGUUCGUACUGUCGUCGAUAGUUUCCUACAGAUGGUACGUAGUAACAACCAUCGUGUAAAUGACGAAAAGAAAAAUGACUUGAAUUCAACCACGUCUGGCACUCCGAAAAGACCACUCACCAGUCCUACGACCUCAGCGAAGAGGAGCUUGUUUGGUGAUCCUCCUCCCUAUGCUAAUAGAAUAAUGCGCAGAUCUAAGUCAGAUGAAGAGCCACUAGUCGUUCCUCAACUAGUAACGACUGAAUCUGCUCCUAGACGGUCAGAUAGUACCAAAUCCACAGGUUCUGGUAACAGCUUUAGUUCAGGGACACCGUCGAUCCAUGGCCAACCUGGACCCCAGAAGCCUCCCAGAGCUGCCACAGCUUCAACCUUGCAUUCGCCCUGCGGAAUCGCUAUCACAACCAAUGAUGAAUUAAUGAUAGCAGAGCGCAAAAGUGGUAUAAUUAAACUCACCCAUCCCCGAACUCUCCGGAUGAAGAGGAAUAUCAGACCAUUCAGAGGUCACAUCGACGAAGCCAAAAUACACGCUCUCUUUGACCUCACGGUACUUCCUAAUGGAGAUAUCGCCGUCACAGAUUCAAGUCUUAAAAAGAUAAUCUUCCUCCAAAAAUUCAACAAUUAUGGUGCACCUCAACAGAUAUGGAUGCCACAUGACAUGGUUCCUCGCGGCAUCACCAGCGACGGAGCUUGCAUGUAUGUAUGUGAUGCUGGCAACGCAUGUAUUCAAGUGUAUACCCACACAGGGAAACACUGUAGCAGUAUUGACCUGGACAAUCUCACAACAGAUCGGUCACCUGCUAUCUCCGAGGUGUGUCCGCAGUCCAUCACGGUUAGUCCCAACGGUCACAUUCUUGUUAGUGAUAUCAUCAACCGAUGCCUUUACAUAGUUCUGCGCACUGGUGAGAUCAGCAGACUGCCCAUGAAGUUCAUUACUAGGAACGGUGUCUUCUGUUCGACAGCACACUAUGACGCCGUUCCCCGUGGCGUCUGCUGGCUCGACGACCAUCAUGCCCUCAUCGUAGAAGACAACAGCCAGGAAGUACUCCUCGUCAAUAUCCUGGACAUGGAAUUGGUUCACGUGAUCCGACGGAGAGAGUUUAUCUCUCUGCAGGGCAUGGUGCUUGAUUCAUCUGGUCAAGUCCUCAUCACAGACAUUGAAAACGACCGAAUCCAUGUAAUUACUAAGCCAGACUUGCAUUCACAUACCCGUGGAGGACACUACACCCAACCCAUGCGACGCUCAAAGAGUCUGACCAGAGAAGUUUCAAUCCACGAUCAAGGUACAUUAGUAUGAGAUAACAUUCAUGUUAGUAUAGAAGUUAAUCCCAUACGUUUCAACUCGAUUCACAUCAACUCAGUUAAUUUGCAAAACAAUUAUACUAUUUUAGUUUGUACGAUGGGACCAGGGUCACGUUGCACUACAUUUACUAUUUUACACAAAAUUACUGCUAUUGCUAAGAUUCAUCCGACGGAAGUGGCGUAUCUUGGGUGUGCAAGGGGGACACGUGUCCCGGGCGCCACUUUUAGUGGACACAAAAAAAGGGAAAGGGGGCGCAAAUAAAGAAGAAAUAAUGAAGAGGAAAGGCAAAGGAAUAAAGGCGCUGAAAGGGAAUACAACUGAAGGUGAUUAAAAACCCCCGUUAUUAAUAUUGGCAUGGACCAUGGUAAUGCUAUUGCCAUGGUAAUGCAGUUUCCAACAUAUUCAGAAAUUAAUCCUGUUUGUCUUUGGCAAGGGAUGAAUAUUCUUUCCAACUUUUGAUGGUUGCUCAGUGGUACAGCUCCCGCCUCAUGAACGGGGGAUCGUGUGUUCGAUCCUCGACCGAGUCCUCCCAAAGACUUAAAAAAAUGGAACCUUCUGCCUUCUUGCUAUAGGCGCUCAGCAUCUAGAUUGGAGAAAGGUAAUAAUAACAUAUUAUGUUAUGCAGGGCCCGCUCUAGAGCAGUUUUCUAACUGAAGUGGCUACCCCGGGUAAAUAAAACGUUAUUAUUUUACUUUUUUUAUUCAAGAGUUCCAACAAACAGUCCUAAAAUAUUUCUUUAUCAUAACUUUUCAUCUUUAGCUGCGGGUUUGCAUUUUAAUCCGUUACGCUUCAUUAAUUCUUACAAACAGUUCGGAAAUACGUAUUUGUUCUGGUUUAAUUGUCAAAACUUUUCAUCACGCGCAGAUUUAUAAGUAUAUUACAUAUCCUCUUCAUUAAUUUUCGCAAACAAUAAAUGUCCCUUCGCCCUCGCAUUACGCCGACGAGAUACGUAUCCUUUGCAUGAAUUCCUACAAUAGUCCCUAAAAUUUUGCCCUUUCAUGUAAGUAUAUAAAAAAGUCAGCUCACUGAUCGUGCUUGCAAUAAUUGCUUGGUUAGAAACACAUCUUAGGAUUACUUCUCCUUUAAAUGUCCCGAUUUCAGGUCUGAAUAUCAAUAAUUUUCAGCUAGCUUCGCGCUCGAAUUAAUUGGUUAGAUAUUAAUGAUUACAAAAAGUGCUUAGAAUAUCCAGUCUUAAGAUCUUAUCUUGAAAAAAUCUAGGCUCGCGCUUCACCUUUGUAUUGGGUCAAUUUAUUGAAUAAAAUACGUGUACCUAUCAUCUCUAUGAAUUCCUAAAAGGGUCUUUUAAAGUGUUUUAUUUUCCGGUCUGAAUAUCUCACAUUUUUAGCUCGCGCUUCACACUCGCUUUUAUUGUUGAGUGAGCUACGCAUCAUAUUUAUGAUAUGAUUAUAUUGAAUACACUUUGGCUUUGAAAGGGGAGCGAUUUUACCACUUGCCCCGGGCGCCGCUUGUCCUAGAUAUAAGCCACUGCCCGACGGGGCCCUCGAACGUUGUUGUUCUUGAUCUUAUUAUUAUAAUACAUUCACUAUUAAAUUGAAUAUGAUUUAUUUCAUUUACUGCGAUCUUGUGGCUUUUUAUAUGAAUUAAUAUGAAUUUAUAUGAAUUGAGCUAUAUGCCUUGUAAAGGAUUUUCAAAGAAAUUAAACUUCAGCUCAUCAUUGAUGUUCAUAUCGCGGCAAUAUUCGGGUAUUGCUUGUGUGUGUGUGUUGCAGAAACGAAUGAAAUGGAAAACAUUCGCAUCAUUAAUCACAUUUCAUAGCAGCUGUUUAUCUGUCUAUAGUAAAGGUUCAUUGAAGUUAUGUUAAAUAAGAAUACUAGUAUUCGUCCUGCUAAUCCUUCUAGUCAGAUUACCAUUAAUGAAUCGUUAAGCUAAGGUUAACACCUAGAUCUUGUAGUGGGUGGUCAUCUGGAAGAUAAUUCACGAAAUUUCGAAAACAAUUACCAAACAAACUUAAUCAUGUUAUUUUUAUUAUUUGUUAAUUAAAUUGCUCUUUUCAUUAAGCAGCUACUCAAAUAUUGUUCAAUUUGUUUAUUGUUUUUCAAAUUCCAGUAAUUUACCCCUAAUGACUGCUAUUAUAGAUCUCUAUGGCCUUUACAAUGGCAGAAGAAAUAAAUAUUUAAAAUAUAUCUUUUAUCCAUUGAUUUGUAACGAUUUAUUUACUGGGUUUAAACAUGGUAUUAUUGUUCGUUGAUCGUCUUUUUAUUGAGUGACCGUAUAUAUUAAGAUGGUUGAAAUGAUUGGUUUAUAAAUAAUUUUUAAAUCGCAUAUUGUUUGGCUAUGAUAUGAUGACUAUAGCUGCCAUAUAGAUGCAAAGUUAAGCUUUUCUCUUCCAUCUGAAAACAGGUAUUAUACAACUUGUUUAAAAGUUAAAACAACUUGUUUAAGUGACGGGUUUAAACAACAUGCUAUUCUCAAAAUAUGGUUACAUCAAGUUAGCUUAAAAUGGAUGUAACUGUACACUGUUACUUAAUUUUGAUGAAUUUUAAUUUUCAUAAUUCGUUAUAAAAUUAUUGAUGUUAUAGCCGCUAAUCGACAAUCAAGAGUAAGAAUUCAAUUAUGAAAAAGGGAUAUGAUGGAAAUGUACUUUGACUUCAUACGGGUUUCUUAUGGACAUUCGCAAUUUCCAUGAGAUUUUCCGGGUUUUUAUAUAUAAACUUUUUUUAAUGUGAUUUCUUAAGAAAUGUACAUAAUUAUGUUUGUCGGAUAAGUCGUUCUGAUACUCACCACUAUAUUAUACAGAUGGUCAGAGGAGCCGUAAAUUUGUGAAUCACAAAAUACUGUCAAAAUUUGUUAUUCUGUACAUAGGUCGUUUUAAACGACAAGUCCACCCAAACAAAAGUUGAUUUGAACAAAUAGAGAAAAAAUCCAAGAAGCAUAACACUGAAAAUUUCAUCAAAAUCGGACGUAAAAUAGGAAAGUUAUUACAUUUUAAAGUUUGCUAAAUUUCUCAAAACAGUUAUAUGCACAUCCUGGUUGGUAUGCAAAUGAGGGGACUGAUGACGUCACUCACUCACUAUUUCUUUUGUAUUCUAGUAUAUAUUAUCUUAAUUUUCUCCUCAUUGGAAGGUGAAAUAAGUUUUCUUCCUUCUUUAAAAAUGGGAAUUACAAUUGUUCUAACAUUUGGUGGUUCAGUAAAACUGGUCCUUAUUGUCAAAUCUGUAAAAAUUGAAAUAUUGUAUAAUUCACACAAUAAAAAAAGUGAGUGGAGGACAUCACCGACUCUCUCAUUUGCGUGUUGCCGAGUUGUGCAUAUAACUGUUCUGUGAAAAAAAAUAAGCGAAAUUUUAAAAUGUCAUAACUUUCUUAUUUUACAUCCGAUAUUGAUGAAAUUUUAAACUUUAUGCUUGUUUGAUUUUUCUUUUUCUCUAUUGAUUCAGAUCAACAUUUUUCUGGGGUGGACUUGACCUUUAAAUUUCACUUUUGCUCCUUAUUUGUAUAAUGGAUUUCUAUCACUUUAUGCUACGUGCAGUUCAUGUAGACUGUUUGUCAUGUUUGUAAAUCAGCGGGCUUUUAAACAAAAUGGUUUUCACUUUUCCCAGUGAAUUAGAAGUGUAUAGAAACACCGGUAGGCUUCUUUUGAAAUUAGCAAUAUGAUUAUAGACAAUCUUUAUAUUCACUUAUUCUGUUGGAUUUACAGGUAGAUAAUUGCAAAUACAACUCCAGAAGAGAUCCUACAUGUUAUAGGGUUAUUCGCGGUCAAUAUUAGGCAUAAUUUGUUUCUAAUUAACCCCCCCC